GAGCCCUGAGCAGCCCCACCGCCGCCGCCGGCCUAGUUACCAUCACACCCCGGGAGGAGCCGCAGCUGCCGCAGCCGGCCCCAGUCACCAUCACCGCAACCAUGAGCAGCGAGGCCGAGACCCAGCAGCCGCCCGCCGCCCCCGCCCUCAGCGCUGCCGACACCAAGCCCGGCACCACGGGCAGCGGCGCAGGGAGCGGCGGCCCGGGCGGCCUCACAUCGGCGGCACCUGCCGGCGGGGACAAGAAGGUCAUCGAGAAGGUUUUGGGAACAGUGAAAUGGUUCAAUGUAAGAAACGGAUAUGGUUUCAUCAACAGGAAUGACACCAAGGAAGAUGGAUUUGUACACCAGACUGCCAUAAAGAAGAAUAACCCCAGGAAGUACCUUCGCAGUGUAGGAGAUGGAGAGACUGUGGAGUUUGAUGUUGUUGAAGGAGAAAAGGGUGCGGAGGCAGCAAAUGUGACAGGCCCUGGUGGAGUUCCAGUGCAAGGCAGUAAAUAUGCAGCAGACCGUAACCAUUAUAGACGCUAUCCACGUCGCAGGGGUCCUCCACGCAAUUACCAGCAGAAUUACCAGAAUAGUGAGAGUGGGGAAAAGAACGAGGGAUCGGAAAGUGCUCCCGAAGGUCAGGCCCAACAGCGCCGGCCCUACCGCAGGCGAUGGUUCCCACCUUACUACAUGCGGAGACCCUAUGGGCGUCGACCACAGUAUUCCAACCCUCCUGUGCAGGGAGAAGUGAUG
Messenger RNA from Leptonychotes weddellii (Weddell seal), 740 nucleotides. NCBI's taxonomy places the organism in Eukaryota, Metazoa, Chordata, Mammalia, Carnivora, Phocidae. The record is from RefSeq and is a predicted model, not a curated record.